AUGGGAGCGCGGAAGUUGUUUCUCGCUGCGGCGGCAGGGGCCGUCGUCGCCGGCACCGCAGUUUACGUCGUGGUGAGGCGGCGGCGCGUGGAUGCGGCUGUGGAGGAGGACUUUGACGCCUUUGCUGGGCCCGUCGUCGUGAAGGACGGGGCUACCACCACGGCGAAGGCAGGCGACGCUUCAACCAACGUCGACGCCGCCGCCCCCGCUGCAAGCACAGAACGGAAGGAAGAGCCGCUGCCUGGGGCGAAGACGGGGGAUGCGGCGUUGGUGGGAAACAAGCUGCUCGCCGAGGCGCUGGAUGAGAUUGACGUGCAAACUGCAGUUGAGCCGAGGCCAGCGCAGGCUAACACCACGGAGAGCUCUGUCUCUCGCAAAGGUGGUGAGAAGAAAAAGGACUUCCCGCUGCUUGGCUUGUCCGUGACACUGCCUCCCGACUGGGAGAUACGGGAGGAUCUUUCCCCGUUCCCCAAUGUGGCGAUGCUGGUAGUGUUUAAUAAGGACAUGGAACCGCAGGACGCACAGCAGCAGCAGCUGCAGGAGGCCGGGUCGGUGCCAAUGAUCGUGGUGUCCGUGGAGGACAUCCGGGGGGACAACGUUGAAUUAGUUGAAUUCAAGGAACGUUGCAAGGAGCUUGCGAUAAAUCAAAUGCUCAUGAUGACAGGUGGGGCGAUUCAACCCCUCGUCACGAAGGACGCUGCCGUGCAGGAGGGGCCAUUCCGCUAUGCGCUGGAGUACGCACAGAGCCUCCCACCCCUGUACGAAAUCAAGGUGUUGAACUUGAUGGAGGUGCGAAACAGCAUCGCCUACACGUUUCAAAUCAUGUGUGCGCCGAAGCUUAUGCCGAAGUUUAAGCCCGUGUUUAUGAAGAUUGCGCGGAGCAUGCGCAUCGAGGAGAACAUUGACACCACCUUGGGGCACGUGGAGCUGCACACGGGUGAGGUGAAGGUGGAUAUUGACACCACCUGGGGUUGGGAAUAUCCGGGUAAGCACGACGCCCUGGCCACGUUUACGACGUCGUCGAAUGUUAAAAAGGAGGAAAUCAACCUCUACGCGCAGGCCGCCGUCCCCGAGUCGGCGUAUAAGCCACGCGAGGAGAAGACUGUUAAUGGUGUUGUCAUUGUCUCCGCCUACGAUGGUGCACAGCAGCAGAAGUCUUUCACGUGCAACGGCUAUACGCUGGUUGUGAAGCCGCUGCAAAAGGCCACUUCUUCUCUCGCUGAAAAGGACCUGGUGGCCGUCGUGAAGUCCGUCGCGCCUUCAACGCUGCCGCCCAAGCCCAAGAAGGGUGGCACAUUCGUGAAUGCCGAACACGGCUAUCAAGUGGAUAUUGCGGGUGGUAGUCGCAUUGUGGCGAGCCGCAUCGGUGGCGGCUCCGUCGCGUACGCCCCCAAGGGCCCCGUCGAUGGAGCGGCGUCUGAGGAGCAGCCGCCCGCGGUCACCAUUCGCGUGGGUAGCCCUGAAAACGACGCGGACUGCAUGGGCUCCCUGGAAGAGUGGACGGAGCGAAUGAAGUUGGAGGCGGCGGAGAGCGACAUUAGGGAGAUCAAGCAAACCAAGAUCAACGGUGAGCCCUGCCUGACGUUUAUCUCGCAGAACAUGGAGGAGAUCGCGCCGGGGCAGCGCACGGAGGUGCGGGGAAAAGUCUUUAUUUUUGUUCGCGACGGCAAGACGACGCUGCUGCGGUGGGAGAUGGAGUCGGGACUCUGGAGGAAGUUUGAGCGCGAGAUGAACGCCUUUGUGGAGUCGCUGCGCUUCAUCUGA
Molecule: messenger RNA, 1764 nt
Organism: Trypanosoma conorhini
Lineage: Eukaryota; Euglenozoa; Kinetoplastea; Trypanosomatida; Trypanosomatidae
Product: putative dynamin-like protein
Exons: 1
Coding region: 1-1764 (587 amino acids)
Source: RefSeq, a predicted model, not a curated record